AUGUGUGAUAAUAUUCGUAUAUUUCUUUUCUUAUGUUGUGCUUUCUUUUUAUUUUACCUGACAAAUGAAAUAAGUGUAAAAAAAAAGCUUUUUAUUAACAAUGUUAAUAAUAAAGCAGGUGCGUGGAUAACUAAUGGUAUAUCAUUUACUGCUAAUAGAAAAACAUGGAGUAGCAAGUGGAGGAACAGUGUUAAUAAAUUGAAUAUAAAAUGUAAUAGCUCAAAAAAUAAUUUUGUAAAAGAAAAAGGAAAUGAUACAAUUGAAAUGAAUGGAGUAGUCGAAGAAUGUUUAGCUAAUACCAAUUUUAUAGUACGAAUUCCUAAUGGUGAAAAAUUCUUAUGUUUCAUUUCAGGAAAAUUAAGAAUAAACAAAGUAAAAAUAAAUUUAGGAGAUACUGUUAAAAUUCAAAUUCACAAAUUAAAUUUUGAAAAACGAAGGGGAAAAAUAGUAUUCAGGUAUUUACAACAUGAGUCUCUAAAAAACAAGAAGUAA
Messenger RNA from Plasmodium malariae, 492 nucleotides. RefSeq names its product translation initiation factor IF-1, putative (gene IF1). Gene Ontology annotation, biological process: translational initiation. Gene Ontology annotation, cellular component: cytosol. The coding region runs from base 1 to 492 and encodes 163 amino acids. NCBI's taxonomy places the organism in Eukaryota, Apicomplexa, Aconoidasida, Haemosporida, Plasmodiidae. The record is from RefSeq and is a predicted model, not a curated record. Gene Ontology annotation, molecular function: RNA binding; translation initiation factor activity; ribosome binding. The transcript has a single exon.